Messenger RNA from Pocillopora meandrina, 4833 nucleotides. NCBI's taxonomy places the organism in Eukaryota, Metazoa, Cnidaria, Anthozoa, Scleractinia, Pocilloporidae. The record is from the annotation of a GenBank genome assembly.
CAAAGCUUGUAUAUUUGCUGAGCGAACUGGGCAAGAUAGCGCGUGAGAGACAAGAAGAGUUUCCCUCCAAAUGUGCUUUGUUUGUUUGCAACAAAUGGGACCAAAUUCCAGAGGACGAAGCCGACGUUGUUAAGGCACACAUAGAGAUCAAGCUAACAGAGUGGUGGCCUGAUCUUAUUCCUGAAUCCCAGAUCACCUACAUGUCAGUAAAAAAACGCUCUAUAUGCUCAGAGCCGCGGGGAGAUUAAAGCCGACCUCAUUACCCUGAUGAAUGGAAUCCGCAUUUUUGUUCUGAAAUGCAUCGAGCAAAGGUUGGGAAUUCACUGGAGGUGAGUGCAUGCCUUCUUUUAAUAAUGGACUUGGGUGUUAUAGUUUUAUUGUGGUUAUAACUGUUAAACAAAUUCAAAUAAUAAAAUAGGAGAAAGACGCUUUAGAUAAGUAACAUAGGAAAAACUUUGAAUCAAUUUUUUACAUCAUUGUUAUUCAAACUCUGACAUUUAUGGGCAAACUCUUUUCGCGGUGGGAGUCUUACAUCGUGUAUGUUAAGUAACUUAGAAGGAUUAAAUGAGCCAGGUCAUUUACAACGAGAAAUGAUGUUUAGGUUGGCUAUGUAAAGAUUUGUUUAUUACUGUUUUGUAUGUACUUAGUUCGUACGUAAAAUUACGAGUUAUAACAAUACAAUUAGAAUUUCAAUGUUCCUUUCAUUUCCUUAUUUCCCUACAGAUGGCUUGAUUUUGUAUUUUACCAACUAAUUUUUCAAACAAAGAUGAUUACGAGAGAUCGUGAAGAAGUCAAGAACAACAAGACUACAUACGAUCGUCUGGAAGGGCUUGAGAGACAACAAACCCAACUUAUUGAUAGGACUCGCACAGACAUGAAAGUCCGUGCAAACGAGGUCGAAACAAAGCUCUGCGAGUUUCUCAAUUCAGAGGAUUUGCGAGCACAAUUCACCCAUCAACUUUCCGGACCUGCUCCAUCCGUAAGUGAGCUAGACGAAGAACUGCAAGUAAUUUUGCAACAGUGGGAAGAUAAAAAUCACGUAUUUGCAAAUGCUUUUAGCUUGCCUCUUCAACGAUUUUUGGAGCUACACAAUUUAGCAAAAAUGCAAAUCCUGAAUCUUCAACGUGACAUCUCGGAAGGCGAAGUCUCAAUGGCCACACCAAUUUACCCACACUGUAAGUUUAGCGCUUCCGUGGUCUUCAUUUUUGAUCUCUUUGCUGAGAGGCUUGGAAUAUUCAGGGGUAUCUCCGGAUCUUUGGCUGGACCCGAUGCCACUAUGCCUAUGAUGAAGAAUUUUACUCCUUCUUUUAGGAUGAAAGAGAGCUUUCUUCAGUGUGUUAUAAAUGGAGAUGCAGCUAAGUCUAUGGUAAAUAAAAUGCUCAAAAAGCACCUGAAAUAUUUGGAACAAAUUGGAAAUCAGGUUCGACAGAUGAUUCAGGCCGACAAAAAGUUAUGUGAAGAACUCCGUGACAACAAGCAAUCACACCAAAAGAUUAGAGAAUUGUACGAGCCAAUUCAGAACAAUGCUAUUGCUAUUAGAGGACACCUUGCAGAAUUUGGGCUGAGAGAGGCCUGUGUCCACUGCAAUGAAGAGUUGCAGUGGAAGGAUGAUCCAUCUUCCAUUCUUGGGCGUGGUACGUUUGCCUAUGUGUACAAAGGAAAGAUGAGAAGACAUGGAUGCGAGCAAAAAGUAGCUGUAAAGGUUUGCAUCAAACCUUUAGACGCCGAGAAUGCAAUUCUCUUAGUUAAAGAGAUGACCCUUUUGAGGUGAGAUAAAAUUCCUCCAUUUCAAUCUCAAUGUUCUAAUUUUACCCCAAACUACAAUGCCGCGUAUUUGGAGUAGGGCUUGAGGAAAAAUUGAGCAUCAACCGUUUGGCUCUUUUUUAAUCCUAUAAUUGCAACAAUUGAUUGGAAUCUUACGUGGUAAGCACUUCAUGAUUUUGGAGACUUCCAAUUUAUUUGUAGAGAAAGAAAGUUUGUAGUAAAGGAAUUUAGAUAAGUGCUGUAACGUUAAGCCAUAUAGGGAACUUUUAUGCCUACUUUUGAAAAGAACCCUUGUUUAGUGGAUUACCUCUGGAGGUCUACUCUUUACUCUGGGUGUGUUAUAAGCACUCUUGUUCAUAAAUAAACUUUUUGCGACCUUGACUUGCUGUUUUUCGUCAAUACCAUUUUUUAGCAGAAUUGGCAGUAAUGUCGCAAUCUGAUAGGCAAGUUUGCUAUUGUCGAUAGGAGUGCAGAACAAGCGAAACUGCUGUCUAUUUGUUAACUCUGUCUUAAUGUACAUACUCUGCUACAUGUUGUUUCAAUAUGAUGAUGAUUGAUGUGAAAGAUGAAUGAUGAAUGAGCAUGCAUGAUAUUUCAACAUGAUGCCAACAAAGCAUCUUUCGCCCUCCACCAUGUUCAUAAGUGACAAUUUCCUUUGACAGAAUAUUAGAUCACCCUCAUAUUGUCAAGUUUUUUGGGACAGCACUCUUGAAAAAAGAGGAUGAGGUAAGGGUGAUCUUUGUGAUGGAAAGGUGCACAGAAAGCCUCAAAGAUCACAUCUUCAAGCACCGAGAAUCCGUCCCGGGUAUAUCUGGAAAAACAGCAGACCUUAGAGUUUGUCGUUGGGCGAAAGAAAUCACCGCUGGUCUUCACUUUAUGCACGAAGUAGGCAUUAUUCACAGAGACCUCAAGCUAGAAAACAUCUUGGUACGUACUUACAACGAUCUUGAUAUUUUGACAGCAUCUUGCCAGUCCUUGUAAGUCAAUAGAGUUGAUUAUUCAAGUAUCACACUGCCUUCAGAUUCUACAACUGUAUUUUCUGCCUUUUUUAUUAGUGUUUUAAUUUCAAUCGUGGGCAUCCAAACUUCUAAGAUUUCUGCACACAUCUCUAAACCAAUUGAAUCACAGCGGAAAAUCUUCGCUCUUGGGUGACACUGAACCCGUUACCCGCAUAAUACUACCAGUAUGUAUUCAAGAUACCGUGAUCCACAUCGUAAGUCAGCGGAAAACGACCAUUCCCUGUUAUUAUUAUUAUCAUUAAAAAGGAGACUAAAACAGACACGCAUGAUAGCAAUAUGGUAACAGAAAGGAGAAGAUGAAAAAUAUUUGAGAAUGGUAGUGACUGAAGCGUUAAGAAAUGUGAUUGUCAAACAGUUUGUAAGCGAGGUACAAGCCAUUUUUUCAGUACGUUAAGUUUUCGUCUUCGUAAAAUCAAGAACAGAAACUUCUCUCUAUUACGAAUGCGGGAAAACAUCUAAAGACUACCAAUCCAAUAAUAAAUAUACUUCUCUUUAUUUUUAUUUAAGCUGUCGGAGGAUGAUUCCGUGAGAAUAAGUGAUGUCGGCGUUUCUAAAGAAGCAAGUGAAAUCACCGGUACUGUUACGGAUCUUUUUUGUACAUGGCUCCUGAAGUGUUCCAUUCCAACCUUUAUGACUUCAAAGCAGACAUCUACAGUUUUGGAAUAAUGCUUUGGGAGAUGUGGUUUGGACAACGAGCAUUUGCCGAAGUUAAUGCGCUAAAUAGCCAACAUUUCUUUAGCUUGGUUGAUCAUGGGCGUCGUCCAAAAGAUAUUAUGGAAUUGAAGAAGCCUCCACGCCGCUGGAAAGAACUUAUGGAGAGAUGCUGGGAUGGAGACCCAGAUAAACGUCCCACAGCCGAGAGUUGUGAGCGAGAAAUAACUGAACUCUGCAAUGAAUGGCCUGGUCAUUAGGAAGAACCAUAUUCCAAAUUAUACAUGAGGGCUACCGUCAUUAAUUGUACAUAUACUUUGUUUAUAUCACAAGCAAGCAGACAAGUUUAUUUAGCAUUUUCAUACAUCCGCUUUAUCUUUUUUAAAUUUCACAACAAAGACUUCGAGCUACCAGGAUCAUUCGUAUGACUUAAACACAAUAUUGUUACGAUUUUUGGCCUGCAAAUUAAUUUUUGCAGUCUUAUCCCCUUUAGCUCGAACGCCUGCUUAACUAAGCUCAAGUUUUGUUCCUCGUCGCUGAAUCAAGCAAAAAAGUCUGAGGCAUGGCUGCCCACUACACAACAGUAAUGGUACGGGCGGUUAGCCUUCUGUGACAUGCGCUCACAAUCUAUGAAGAACACGGUAGUCCUACAGAUGAAAGGCAUUAUCCAAAGGAGUCACAAAGCUUCAAAAUUCCCCAAAAUGCGGGACUUUACGUUUAGAAAUAUGCUGGAAGGAGUGCCCAACCAUAGACGAGUCGCGCGAAUAUUCGAUAGUAGCCAAAUACUUAAAGUUUAUUGGCUAUCCAAAAAGGAAAGAAAAUGUUUACCAAAACAAGAAUAAUUAGACACUCAUCGUUGUUACGGGAAAAUUCAUUGAUUUUCCCGUGUGUGUUAUUCGGUACAUAUUCAUUCGUAAACUUUCACAUUUAACCAUUUCAAGUCCUUUCAUUUUAAUAAAUCAAAAAAAUGCAUAAAAACCACAGUAGCUUUUAGAAUGGAUUUUUAUUGAUUACUCGCUUUUACUAUGCACCUGCUCGUCGGCACUUUUGUUAUUUAUUACAUGGGUUUUUUUAGGUAAAUAUAAGUGUUAAUGGUUUUUCUGGAAACAUUGGUUUUCAUGGUAGAUAGCAGCUGAGUUUAUACUCGUAACUUUAAUUUCUUUUCAUGCGAUGGUUUCCAAACCAAUCUUGCAUAGAUAAGCAGAAACUUUUCAUUGCUUUUCCGUAUUUCCUGAGCUGCGCUAGUGCAAUUAAGAUAGGUAUUGUUUUCUAUACCAGAGCUGUAAAUUCGCACCUAGGUUUCCUACUUUAAUGGCCUAGAGUUUAUUGCAUCCGUCUUUUUAUUUUGAGAUUCUUUCCGUCGUAGAAACAGAUGGAAUAUUUAAGUAGUUUUCGUUUA